CACUUAAAACAGAUAUCAAUAUAGGCAAACAAGUUACUAAAAGGUGUCGUGUUUCAUCUGGACAAUGGGCCUUUAGUUAGCUGUCUUUCUCUGUGGAACCUUGUCUGAACAUCCCUAUAUUUAUAUAGUGUGUGAACACUCUGGCUACACAGAUUACUGUUGUGAGUACUGGACACGUACGGUGACAGAUGGGUGUAUGGCUGGUAUAUAGGGUGUACGGUAAUAUAACUUAUGGAUAUUGGAAAUCGAUACAUAAAGAGGGUAGGGAAACCUAUCGCUGUGUUUCUAAUUCAGGGAGAAGAAGGGGACAUGCAUUAAGUAUGAGUCCACAUUCUAACAUCUGUCGGGUGGAUCAUCCGCCACGCCCCUCAUCACUUUAAACAGACUGAUAAAACAGGGGCCGUGCAUAUAUUCAGUAAUAAAACGUCGACCCCUCCGGUCCUUCCAAUAACGGACCACUCAUCGAUAACCUGAUGACUGCGGACGUGUACCAGUAAACGUAAAUACUACUGGCGUGAACCAUAACUGACAUUCUGGACCUUUCGUCCAUCAAUUACCCGAUAGAUAGUCUGUUACACUCGUUAUGAUAUCGAUAGUUUGCGAUGUACUGAAGGAUGUGAUCCCGGCCAUGGCGUUCCUCCAGGAGAUAUCACGCCCGCUGUGAGCCGGUUUUAUCCGUCUCUCUCAGUAAUAGUCGGGGAACAUGCACGAAAUGUGUAUUGAUUUCCAUAAAAAGGUGAAUGCAUAAUUAUAGACUCUACAGGUAGCACACAGGUAACGGGCGGCCACGCUCCAAUCACUCAUUGUUACCUCGGCCAGGAAUGCUAUGACACGGGAUACGGCAGACAUUUAAAUAUCGGACCGCGGCUUUAAACGAUGGAUAAAUAUUGAACAGAUAGCAAUCGAUAAGACGGGACAAUCAAACCGGACAGGACAACAAGACAAUCCUGUGAUCUGUAGGGAAACUUUAAAGUUGUGUGCUGCUUGGAAUUAUUUACAAAUAUAUUUAAAACUUUAAGCACUUUGGAAAAUCUGUUUCCGUUUCAUCUACAAUGUUCUGUGUAUAUUAAAUUGGAAGUGAUUUACAUUUACAGUAUACAGUAAACGUCAAGUAACUCAAAAUUGUUACACUUCAUUUGAGGAGUUAAAUAUAGUCACUGGCGAAAACACUGCUGUGAGAAAAACUGGACUUAAAGCCUACAUACUAAACGAAUGGAGACGGAUUGUCGUUGUCCGCCAAACUCCCACCAGGUGCUGACCCAGGAACACAAGUGUCUGUCAAGUGAUUUACAGGGCGGUAAACUCUAAAAUAGCCAUCCAAGUCUACAUUAACAUCGACAAUGGGGUUCAGUACACAUCGCUUUAUCACGACGGUCGACCCGAACUUGAUCUGUGGAAUUUGUGGAUCCGUACUUGAAGAUCCUGUUUUGACUCCAUGUGGACACAGUUUCUGUAGACUAUGCCUCAACACCUGGCUCGGUAAACCGGACGUCCGGACGUGUCCGGAGUGUCGAAGCAAAGUGACGGAGAGCGACGCCAAGCCAGUGCUCUCACUUCGAAACCUCAUUAAUGGAUUCGAUGUCACGUGUGAUAACAAUGAACGGGGCUGCAAAGUGAUUACCAAGCUAGAGAAGCUCGCGUGCCACAUCGAGACAUGUGGGUACGUACCGGUCAAGUGUGCAGGAUGUGGCACAAGUAUCCACCGCUACGAACUCGCCGCCCACCAAAUGCGCUGCGAGGGAAUUGCCGCCGCCAUUAAAGACGACGUAGAUAAUGACCGCUCCCUUGCCGCCUCGCGACUUGGGAACAUCCGGCUGAGCGCCAGCAUUACAUCAGCGGAAGUGUCAAACCUUGUGUCCCGUAUUUCAUUCCUGGAACAGCAGCUUAAAUCAUUCAAGCGUGACCUGCAGAUAUCAGAGUCCAAGAAUCGUGUUCUAGAACGGGAGUACCGGAAGUCUAGAGAGGAGUUACAAGAAAAAAGAAACGAGCUUUUGGAUGCCCAAUAUGCGGACUUUGACCCCGACUACGAUUAUGGAUACACGCCGGAGAGCAUCGCCAAACUCUCCCUCCUCAUCGCUAGGUUCCUCCUCAAGAAACCAUGCUACGCGGACAGCGACCGGAUCUUCAGUGCUAUUAAACGGUGCUAUGAGAACUAUGCGCGUUGUGGUAAUGAGUUCGAACACGAUGUGCAUAUGUUGGUUGCCUCGGCUUUCGCCAGUAACUGGUUUGGAGAGGCUCAGCGUAUUAACUUCCAUUGCUGGUUACAGAGCAUAGCUCGGUAUAGACAAGCCACACAAAACUGUAAGUCAAUGUCCUCUGCUAUACUUGACAGAAGACCUGUCCUAAAUGAAACUUCAACUCGGGGAUCGGUUUAAUGAGCAAUAUGUAAACAUUUUAUCACCAAGUAACAUUCAUAAUCUCAGUAUAUUAAUUAUCAUUUUUUUUAUCUUAAGCACAAAAUUUUAUGCCAUCGUGUAAUUCAUUUUCUUUACACUCAUUAUAUAAAAAAAAUCACCCAAUUACUAAAUUACUGUCAACGUCCUCAAAUGACUAGCGAUAGAUUGUAUAGAUAAAUUGUGUGAAAGGAUGAGAGAGUACAUAUUGAGUACUGGUAGAUAUAGAUCUGUACUUUGUCUAGCCCUCUACUGUCAUCGUACCGUACACAGAUCUAUACAGGAAUACCCGAGUAUGCCCUUCACUAGACAAACUAGUGUCGAGGUUUUGUAGAUAGAACACUGGCCCCUCUGUACAGCCCCGUUGAUUAUGUUUUCUCUAGACUAAUUACUAGUAUAUAAAUAAGUCGUAUUUGGCCGAGCGUGUGCUGUCGCCUCACCAACUAUUAUAUAUAUUUGGUUAUCGCCAACACACUUUGUUCUGAUCACGGAGCUGUACCGAAGUUAAUGCUAACGGAACUCUCGGGCUAUUUUUGGAGCCUGUUUUCUAAUUAACACCCAAACUUCAUUCCAGGAGGUUGGCCGAUUCUAUUCAAAAAAAAAUUGGCGGGGACCAGAAAAACCCACGCGAAUUCGUGCUUUUAUUGUUAUCAAAUGUAACAUCGGACGUGACAGUAAUGAAAUAUCCUGGCCUUAUAUAGGUAACUAUUACUCAUGUAAUACUAUAUCCUGGCCUUAUAUAGGUAACUGUUACUAAAGUAAUACAAUGUCCUGGCCUUAUAUAGGUAACUGUUACUAAUGUAAUACAAUAUCCUGGGACCUUAUAUAGGUAACUGUUACUAAAGUAAUACAAUGUCCUGGCCUUAUAUAGGUAACUGUUACUAAAGUAAUACAAUAUCCUGGCCUUAUAUAGGUAACUAUUACUAAAGUAAUACAAUAUCCAGGCCUUAUAUAGGUAACUAUUACUAAAGUAAUACAAUAUCCUGGCCUUAUAUAGGUAACUGUUACUAAUGUAAUACAAUAUCCUGGGACCUUAUAUAGGUAACUGUUACUAAAGUAACACAAUAUCCUGGCCUUAUAUAGGUAACUGUUACUAAAGUAAUACAAUAUCCUGACCUUAUAUAGGUAACUGCUACUCAUGUAAUACAAUAUCCUGGCCUUAUAUAGGUAACUGCUACUCAUGUAAUACAAUAUCCUGGCCUUACUUACACUGUAGGUAACCGUUACUAACGUAAUACUAUAUCCUGACCUUAUAUAGGUAACUGUUACUAAUGUAAUACAAUAUCCUGGCCUUAUAUAGGUAACUGCUACUCAUGUAAUACAAUAUCCUGGUCUUAUAUAGGUAACUGUUACUAAUGUAAUACAAUAUCCUGACCUUAUAUAGGUAACUGUUACUAAUGUAAUACAUUAUCCUGACCUUAUAUAGGUAACUGUUACUAAUGUAAUACAAUAUCCUGACCUUAUAUAGGUAACUGUUACUAAUGUAAUACAAUAUCCUGGUCUUAUAUAGGUAACUGUUACUAAAGUAAUACAAUAUCCUGACCUUAUAUAGGUAACUGUUACUAAUGUAAUAAAAUAUCCUGGCCUUAUAUAGGUAACUGUUACUAAAGUAAUACAAUAUCCUGACCUUAUAUAGGUAACUGUUACUAAUGUAAUACUAUAUCCUGGCCUUAUAUAGGUAACUGUUACUAAAGUAACACAACAUCCUGGCCUUAUAUAGGUAACUGUUACUAAUGUAAUACAAUAUCCUGACCUUAUAUAGGUAACUGUUACUAAUGUAAUACUAUAUCCUGGCCUUAUAUAGAUAACUGUUACUAAAGUAACACAAUAUCCUGGCCUUAUAUAGGUAACUGUUACUAAUGUAAUACAAUAUCCUGGCCUUAUAUAGGUAACUGUUACUGAAGUAAUACAAUGUCCUGACCUUAUAUAGGUAACUGUUACUAAUGUAAUACAAUAUCCUGGGACCUUAUAUAGGUAACUGUUGCUAAAGUAACACAACAUCCUGGCCUUAUAUAGGUAACUGUUACUAAUGUAAUACAAUAUCCUGACCUUAUAUAGGUAACUGUUACUAAUGUAAUACAAUAUCCUGACCUUAUAUAAGUAACUGUUACUGAAGUAAUACAAUAUCCUGACCUUAUAUAGGUAACUGUUACUAAUGUAAUACAAUAUUCUGACCUUAUAUAGGUAACUGUUACUAAUGUAAUACAAUAUCCUGGUCUUAUAUAGGUAACUGUUACUAAAGUAACACAACAUCCUGGCCUUAUAUAGGUAACUGUUACUGAAGUAAUACAAUGUCCUGGCCUUAUAUAGGUAACUGUUACUAAUGUAAUACUAUAUCAUGGCGUUAUAUAGGUAACUGUUACUAAUGUAAUACUAUAUCCUGGCGUUAUAUAGGUAACUGUUACUAAUGUAAUACAAUAUCCUGACCUUAUAUAGGUAACUGUUCCUAAUGUAAUACUAUAUCCUGGCGUUAUAUAGGUAACUGUUACUAAUGUAAUACAAUAUCCUGACCUUAUAUAGGUAACUGUUCCUAAUGUAAUACUAUAUCCUGGCCUUAUAUAGGUAACUGUUACUAAUGUAAUACAAUAUCCUGACCUUAUAUAGGUAACUGUUACUGAAGCAAUACAAAAUCCUGUCAUUAUAUAGGUAACUGUUACUAAAGUAACACAAUAUCCUGGGACCUUAUAUAGGUAACUGUUACUGAAGUAAUACAAUAUCCUGGCCUUACAUAGGUAACUGUUACUAAUGUAAUACAAUAUCCUGGCCUUAUAUAGGUAACUGUUACUAAAGUAAUACAAUAUCCUGGCCUUAUAUAGGUAACUGUUACUAAUGUAAUAAAUAUCCUGGCCUUAUAUAGGUAACUGUUACUAAUGUGAUACAAUAUCCUGACCUUAUAUAGGUAACUGUUACUAAAGUAAUACAAUAUCCUGGCCUUAUAUAGGUAACUGUUACUAAAGUAAUAAAUAUCCUGGCCUUAUAUAGGUAACUGUUACUAAUGUAAUACAAUACCCUGGUCUUAUGGCCUUAUAUAGGUAACUGUUACUAAUGUAAUACAAUAUCCUGGUCUUAUAUAAGUGAUUGUUACUGUCACUACAAUCUGUUUAUUAUCGAGUUUGUCUUCCAUUGACUUCAUGUAUUUCUUGCUAAACAAAGACAUAAAUCCUUAGACUAUACUCAGGUAUUCAUAGUGCCAUUGGUUUCUAUACAUUGUGUAAGUUGUUUAAGUUUACUAGGGUAUUUAGUGACAAUACUUAUGUCACAGUAGUAACUAUAUGUAACUUCAUUUUAUAGUAGAACAUUCGGCUUAUUAGGUGAUAGUUAUUGGUAUUUCAAGUUCACAACAGGAACGGCUCACCUAACAUUCACAAAUCCACAGGUGUGUAGUGGAAUUAGAAGACACUUGGCUAUCGAAUAAAGACGGACGCGAUUUAAAAAAUGAAAAUUGAGGUACAUGUAUAUGAAAUAUUAGUUGAUAAAUGUUUGUGUUUAUUUGUUUUAAUGUCAACAUGUCUGUGAUUU
Pecten maximus is the source of this 5912-nucleotide messenger RNA. RefSeq names its product E3 ubiquitin-protein ligase PDZRN3-B-like. Gene Ontology annotation, cellular component: plasma membrane signaling receptor complex. Gene Ontology annotation, biological process: tumor necrosis factor-mediated signaling pathway; positive regulation of JNK cascade; regulation of canonical NF-kappaB signal transduction. Lineage: Eukaryota; Metazoa; Mollusca; Bivalvia; Pectinida; Pectinidae. The transcript is spliced from 2 exons. Bases 1341 to 2375 code for a protein of 344 amino acids. Gene Ontology annotation, molecular function: ubiquitin-protein transferase activity; metal ion binding. The record is from RefSeq and is a predicted model, not a curated record.